UACUAUACAACUUACCUAUGUACGUAAUCACAGUGUCACUGUGUGCUACCUUGCAAUUAUUACAUUUCCAGCAUGUGACAGAUUAGAGUAACGUAGGCGGACACUGCCGUAUCCUGGAUGCAUGUGCAGCUCUGUUGGUGUAUGUCUUAGUAGCUGUGCACAGCCUCAGACAUAUCUGGUUGCAUUGUCCGUUUGAUAGCGUACCUAGCUGAAAUAUGAAUGAUGGAAGUGCAGUACAACCUGUCCCAUUAUUACAGACAGAAUGAGGGAGCCCAAUUCCUUUCCCCAACUCUACAGUCAUCUGAGCUCUUGACACCUCUACAGCCUCUUCAGCGCCCCACAGUAUCCCCGGAACGCUAUCAUGAGUAUCUUGUAUCGACACCUGUUCUAUCAAGAGUGCCAUGGGGCAGAGAAAGAGAGUAUGGAGGGAUUGGGGCCGUGUCUCUUCCACCUGAUCACCGGCCAAAGUCAGAACCUCCUCCACUAGAAGCGAAAGGACACAGGCACUACGGGUAUGGAGGAGACCCCUGGCCAUGUGUGGUACCCAUGCAGCAGAACUAUAACAUAACCAAGUUGAAGAAAAGUGCAGUCCGGAUAAGCGAUGACCUAUAUCCAAAACCGCCAGCUGCUUCUAUAAGUGACAAACAAAUAUAUGCAGAUUUCCCGGCAGAGCAUCCAUAUCAUUCCCACAUAUCCAAGUUUGCGGUGUUCCCUAGCUUCAGACCAACGGAAGAACCAGUCCGCAGUGCUACCCCACUACACCCACAUGCACCAUCCUGCGCCUAUCCAGCCAUCAUCCUAAAGAAGACCAAAGGACAUCCUUACAGGCAUGAGAUCAUUUCCCUUCCUUCGGAUUCACAAAAGGUGCCAAUGACAUGGCCAGGUCAGCAAGGAUACAAUCACGUCCCCAAAUUCAAUCAUGAAAAUAACCAAAUUUACUAUCCCAUUCCCCCAAAAACUAUGGCUCCCAAUGCGCUAAACAAGCCAUUUGAAGAAAUGCUCUCUGAGAGAACAGUGAAUUUACAGAGAAAUCUGAUGAAAUCCCAGUGGGUAACCUCAUACAACCGCAGCUUUACAGAUAACGGGGAAAUUAACCCAUUACAACUUGACGAUUUUCAUGAGAAGGUUAUUUACAAAAUAAGUGGACGGACAGAUGAAAAUACAGAAAUGAAGCCAACAUUUUUAUCUACUGUUUUGCGUGCACGACCACUGGAAGGACGCAUUGCACGUUUACGAGAAGGGCGACGACCCCUUGUGAAAGAAGAUUUAUCUGUAGAUUUAGAAAGUAAGAAUGCACACCAUGCACAUGAAUUGGACACAACAUGUGUGACCUGCAUGCAGUCGUCCUGCACUUGUGGUGCUACUGGUAGCGGCUUGGAUAGCUGCAAUACUGCAGAACAGGAAUACACACGAUGCUCAUCUUCAAUGUGGAAACAUAAGGAACCAAGUCUAUGCAAGAUCACUGAUACUGAACAGCACGAUGCUUUUUACAGAAGGCAGAUUACGCCAAUAAUAACAUCUUAUGACAUGGAAAACAACUGCUAUAAAGACUUACAUCCACGUAAACAACAGCAAUAUGUGACUUUUGAUCCUAGUAAACCAUUCACGCACAAUGAUCCGACCAACUUGGAGGCUUGUUCUGUAGAGGCACAAAAUAAUCACAGUGUGCUACUGAGCCACUGCAACAACAUACACAUGCUAAGAAACACAGGAACCAUAUGUGACCCUGAAAAGACAGCGCUCCUGAAGCUUCAAGACUCUUUCUCAAUGUCAGAGGCACAUAAAGCGUUCCACAGGAACUUCCCAGCAAAGACAAAAGACCUGAGAGAGAAUCACCAUUCUGGGAGGCAGCACAAGUUUUAUGGCUUCCAUUCAUUCUAUUACCACAAUUAACACUGCAUAUAUCUAUUAAUCUAAUGAUACACACAUCUGUAAUAAUUGUGGGCCUUGACUAAAAGCAAGUUUUUGUGUGAUUAAACUGAUUGCUUGUAGUAAUUA
Pseudophryne corroboree (corroboree frog) is the source of this 1998-nucleotide messenger RNA. RefSeq names its product sperm microtubule inner protein 4 (gene SPMIP4). The record is from RefSeq and is a predicted model, not a curated record. The transcript has 9 exons. Gene Ontology annotation, cellular component: centrosome. NCBI's taxonomy places the organism in Eukaryota, Metazoa, Chordata, Amphibia, Anura, Myobatrachidae. The coding region runs from base 220 to 1893 and encodes 557 amino acids.